This is a messenger RNA of Hibiscus syriacus, 2365 nucleotides long. Its product is annotated as heat shock 70 kDa protein, mitochondrial. Gene Ontology annotation, molecular function: ATP binding; heat shock protein binding; ATP-dependent protein folding chaperone. Lineage: Eukaryota; Viridiplantae; Streptophyta; Magnoliopsida; Malvales; Malvaceae. Gene Ontology annotation, biological process: protein refolding; cellular response to unfolded protein. The transcript is spliced from 6 exons. Gene Ontology annotation, cellular component: cytoplasm; mitochondrion. Bases 134 to 2164 code for a protein of 676 amino acids. The record is from RefSeq and is a predicted model, not a curated record.
UUGUAAGGCAAAUCCUUGAACCCUAAAAACCUCCUCUGACCUCUCCUCGAAUUUCAAUUUUUCAUAUUAACUCACACGGUUCCCUAAUUUUCAUCUCUGUUCGAUCCUUCCCUGCUCUUUCCAAGUUAUAGCUAUGGCUACGGCCGCUCUUCUCCGUUCAUUUCGACGCCGUGACGUUGCCUCUGCACCUCUCACAGCCUAUAGAUGCCUUACUAGCAACGGCAAGACCUCAGUCGGUAUUAAUUGGACGAGUUUUACUAGAGCUUUCAGUUCUAAGCCGGUUGGAAAUGAUGUCAUUGGUAUUGAUUUGGGUACAACCAACUCUUGUGUUGCUGUCAUGGAGGGAAAGAAUCCUAAAGUUAUUGAGAACUCUGAAGGUGCACGGACCACACCAUCUGUUGUUGCCUUCAACCAAAAGGGGGAGUUACUUGUGGGAACCCCUGCAAAACGUCAGGCUGUGACCAAUCCUACUAAUACAAUUUUUGGAACCAAGCGUCUGAUUGGUAGGCGUUUUGAUGAUCCCCAGACACAAAAAGAGAUGGGGAUGGUUCCUUACAAGAUUGUCAAGGCUCCCAACGGAGAUGCCUGGGUUGAAGCAAAUGGACAACAAUAUUCUCCUAGCCAGGUUGGGGCAUUUGUUUUGACCAAGAUGAAAGAAACUGCAGAGGCUUUCCUUGGAAAGGGUGUUUCUCAAGCAGUUAUAACUGUUCCAGCUUAUUUCAAUGAUGCUCAGAGGCAAGCAACUAAGGAUGCUGGUAGAAUUGCAGGUCUUGAUGUUCAGAGGAUUAUAAAUGAGCCUACUGCUGCUGCUCUUUCAUACGGAAUGAACAAUAAGGAGGGUCUCAUUGCAGUCUUUGAUCUUGGUGGUGGCACAUUUGAUAUUUCAAUUUUGGAGAUUUCUAACGGCGUCUUUGAGGUCAAAGCAACGAAUGGUGAUACUUUCUUGGGAGGAGAGGAUUUUGACAAUGCCUUGCUAGAUUUCUUGGUGAGUGAAUUUAAGAAAACUGAGGGGAUUGAUCUCUCAAAGGAUAGGCUUGCACUCCAGAGGCUUCGUGAAGCUGCUGAGAAGGCUAAAAUCGAACUCUCAUCGACAUCGCAGACCGAUAUUAACCUGCCAUUCAUAACAGCUGAUUCUUCUGGGGCAAAACACUUGAAUAUCACAUUGACCAGAUCAAAGUUUGAAUCCUUGGUAAAUCACUUGAUUGAGAGGACCAAGGCUCCUUGUAAGAAUUGUUUGAAGGAUGCUGCCAUUUCAACGAAGGAUGUUGAUGAGGUUCUUCUAGUUGGAGGCAUGACACGAGUACCUAAAGUACAAGAAGUGGUUUCCGGGAUCUUUGGCAAGAGUCCAAGCAAAGGAGUUAAUCCUGAUGAAGCAGUUGCUAUGGGAGCUGCAAUUCAGGGUGGUAUACUUCGUGGGGAUGUUAAAGAGUUGCUUCUGCUUGACGUCACUCCUUUGUCCCUUGGUAUUGAGACACUAGGUGGUGUAUUCACAAGGCUAAUCAGCCGCAACACGACCAUUCCAACAAAGAAGAGUCAGGUGUUCUCUACAGCAGCUGAUAAUCAGACUCAAGUAGGUAUCAAGGUGCAUCAAGGAGAGCGUGAAAUGGCUGCCGACAACAAAAUGUUGGGUGAGUUUGAUUUGGUAGGAAUCCCUCCUGCUCCGAGAGGUAUGCCUCAGAUUGAGGUGACAUUCGACAUUGAUGCGAAUGGUAUUGUCACGGUGUCUGCCAAGGACAAGGCCACUGGUAAAGAACAGCAAAUCACCAUCCGUUCAUCCGGUGGUCUCUCAGAUGAUGAGAUCGAGAAGAUGGUUAGGGAAGCUGAGUUGCAUGCCCAGAAGGACCAACAAAGAAAAGCUUUGAUCGAUACCAAAAACAAUGCAGACACCACUAUUUAUAGCGUGGAAAAGAGCUUGAACGAGUACAGAGAGAAGAUUCCUAGUGAAGUUGCGAAAGCGGUCGAGGAUGCUGUUGCAGAUUUGAGGAAGGCAAUGGAAGGAGAGGACGUUGACGAGAUCAAGGCCAAGAUUGAUGCAGCAAAUAAAGCUGUCUCAAAGAUCGGUGAACACAUGGCUGGCGGUGGUUCCCAAGGCAGCUCUUCCGGAGGUGCUCAAGGCGGUGAGCAGCCCCAAGAGGGAGAGCAUGAGGAAGGGAAGAAGCAGUGAUUCUGUUACUGAUUUUGUUGUGCUGGUAAAUGCCACUGAAGAUUAUCCUUUAGUUUGAUUACUAUCGUGUUCAAGAGUUUGUAUCUAAAUAAAGGUUGAAUACAUUGCUAGCCUCUUACGAAUUUGAGUCCAGACCUUCCAAAUUUUUCUUAAAAAGUGGAAAAUCAACGAGGGAAUGUAAAUUAUGAGUUGGAAUUUGAA